Lineus longissimus is the source of this 721-nucleotide messenger RNA. RefSeq names its product bolA-like protein 3. Gene Ontology annotation, cellular component: mitochondrial matrix. Lineage: Eukaryota; Metazoa; Nemertea; Pilidiophora; Heteronemertea; Lineidae. Bases 142 to 459 code for a protein of 105 amino acids. The transcript is spliced from 4 exons. The record is from RefSeq and is a predicted model, not a curated record.
ACGACUUACAAAACAUGGCCGAUCAUAUCUGACCUUCAGAGAAUUUCGUAACAAAAUCCUAUUUAUGUAAAUUUUAUUACAUGCUGACCGUUGGAAUUUUUGCAUUUAAAUGUUGAAUCGAUUAAGGAGUAAUAUACAAUUAUGUUUAAGUCGGUGAUAUCGAAGUUACGACCUGCCCUUGCAGUGUCAAGAAGAUUCUACUGUGACGCCCCUGCCAGAUUAACGCAGGGAGAACAGAAACUAUCCCAGUUGCUCAAGACGAAAUUUCCGAUGGCCACAGCUAUUCAAGUUCAAGAUAUAUCCGGGGGAUGUGGUGCCAUGUUCGAAGUACUCAUAGAAUCUCCCGAAUUUGAAGGGAAAAGAACUGUUAUGCAGCAUAGGAUGGUUAACGAGGCAUUAAAAGAGGAAAUAAAGGACAUGCAUGGUAUACGCAUCACAACAAAUGUGCCAAAAUCUUAAGGUUGGAAUAAAUAAGUACUGUUUGCUGUAGACUCUUGGCCAACUGUGGAGCAUUCUGUCUGCUGAUCAAAAGCUAAUUUACAGACUUAGCUUUGCUGUAACUGUGAUUUCAGGAUGCAUGGAGCAAAUACAUUAGACUUCAGGUCAACUCAUCACGUGACCGCUCUAUGGACAGACCUGAGGCGCCUUGCCACCAUUUUUAAUGCGGGUCUUUUAAUAAAAAUCAACUUAUGUUGAGUAUUGUGGAAGAAAUAGUGAUUUA